GCAGGCUCGGCAGCGGAUCACCAACUGAGCUGGCCACGGUAGCGUGUUUGCAGAUGUCCACACCCGAAACUUUACAGCACUCCUCGAGUUGAAGCGUGUGCUCAUAUAAUAAUCCAGUGCUGGUACUGAUAUCUACUUUCUUGUGAGCGUUCAUGAGGGGUGCCUGCAGGUCGGGUCGCAAGUCGAUUGACCUGAUUAUGGUUUAUCUCGGAGACUGCUGGUAUUGGGUUGCAAGUGAAAGCUAAAUAGGUAGUAUUGGAGGCGAAAACUUCAGCUGUACUAUUUCAGUUUUACUGUGGAGUUCAAGUGAGGAUGCUGUACUUGGAAAGCAAGUCUUCGAUUCACCUCAGGAGCUGUCAUGAGCUGCAGCUGCUAGCUGACAACCUCUGAAAGAGCAGUACCUGUGAAGAUAAUUUGCAUCCCUCUCACUCAUUUAACCUCCAUGACUCAGGUCAACAGGCUGUCAACAAACCCGCAACUCUGUAGCAAGACUUACAGGAAUGCAUCUGCAACGUGGUCAAUAAACUUGUUUGACUAUUCAUGAGCACUACUGAAUAGGGUCACUGGGUGUUCAUAUUGCGUGGUCAUACUGCGUGAUUGUCUUGCAGUCAUUCCUUCGGAGUUGGCUUCGAUAAUUCAAUUAAAGACAAGCGCCAUCCAUUGAUGUCCGCAGCACCAGACGUUUUUCGUUGGCCCCUCAGCCACAAGUCUCUCCUAAGCUCUCCGUAUUCCAACCUCGAAAAAACUUGGAGGUCAAACCCUUCUAGCUGGGCGUUCUUGUUGCAACUUCACUUCAGUAACGAGAACUAACAACGGCAGCACUCCCAGAAGAACUCCUUGCCGUCAUGUUCCCUACAAAGAUGAAGGCGGCUGCAGUGCACGCGGGAGCGCCGGGCGGGUCCUUUGAUACCAUCGGCAAGCCCAAGGCCAUGGACUCCGGAGAGAAACGGCUGCACGAGCUGGGGUACAAACAGGAGCUCGUUCGGGUUCUGAGCCUGGCCGUCAACUUCGCUGUGAGUUACACCAUCAUCGGCGUUUUGAUGGGCAUUACCGGCCUCUACUCCAUCGGGUUCACAUACGGAGGCCCAGUUGGUGUUGUUUGGGGCUGGGUCGUCGUCAGCUUCUUCUCCAUGUUCGUCGCGUCUUCCAUGGCGGAACUCUGCUCUAGCCUGCCCACGGCGGGCGGGCUAUACUACUGGGCGUUCAGUCUGGGCGGCCCUGAGUGGGGUCCCUUCCUCUCCUGGAUCACUGGUUGGUUUCUGUACACCGGUUCAGUCUGCGGCGUGGCAACAAUCAACAACAUUGGCGCCAACUUGAUCGCCGCAAUGGUGGUUAUUAACACGGGGACUGCUUUGGACGGGGGAUACAUCGCUUCGAAGGAGGUCACCCUAUCGUUCCUGAUUGGGCUGACUGUCAUUCAGGCCAUCUGCAACUCGCUCCACGUGAAGGUCCUGGCAGCCAUCGAGAAGUCGGCGCUCUACAUUGAGAUGAUCGGCCUGGUCGUCGUCUGCGUAACGCUCCUCUGGGUCUCGGAGGAGAAGCAGUCCGCCAAGUUCGUGUUCACGCACUACGAGCCAGCGACCGGGACCGGCGUCCACAACAAGUUCUACGUCUUCAUCCUGGGGAUGCUCAUGAGCCAGUUCACACUCUGCGCUUACGACGCUGCCACGCACUUAACGGAGGAGACGGAGCGCUCCGAUUGGACGGCUCCUGUGAGCAUCGUCACCGCCGUCUUCACCGCUUCCAUCGCCGGCUUUAUAUACAUCCUGGUCCUCACUUUCUGCAUCCAGGACCCGGCUUCCGUUCUGGAUCUUGGCAACGCGACCGGCGGCUUCAGCGCGGGCGCGCAGAUCUACUACGACGCGUUCGUCAGCGGCGGGCGCACCGUCAAGGGCGUCAUCGCGCUGCUGACGUUGCCCUUGCUCGCCGUCUUCUUCAGCGGGCUGAGCCAGCUGGCAGCCACGUCCAGAAUCAUGUUCGCCAUCACCCGCGACAAGGCCAUUCCGCUCAGCGGAUUCCUGCACUGGUCCCCCGCCGCAACCAACACUCCGUUCGUCGCCAACUGGGUCUCCGCCAUUCUCUCCAUCGGCAUCUCUCUCUUUUCGCUCAAGUCCUUCGUCGCUUUCAACGCGGUCGCUUCCAUCGGGGUUAUUGGCGCGUACAUCGGAUACGGUAUUCCCAUCUUCCUGCGGAUCGUGCGCCCGGAGAACUUCACCCGGGGACCAUUUCACCUGGGAAAGUGGGGCGUCCCGUGCGCGUGCGUGGCAGUCGUGUACCUGACUUUUGGCAGUGUCGUCUUCUGCCUUCCAACCUUCUACCCGAUCGACAAGGAUACUUUCAACUGGACGCCCGUUUCCGGGGCCGCCGUUUUCAUUCUGGCCGUCGUUCUGUGGGUGACGUAUGCCCGCACGCGUUACCUGGGCCCCGUCAAAACGCUCACGACCCACGAGAGCUACGACUCCGAUGCGAUCCUGAAGGCGGAUGCCUUGGAAAAGACGAUCGACGAUUGAAAAGACGCCACGUCAACGGGCUAAUGGAGGAUCUUAGCGGGUUCUGGCAAAAGAGUCGAACCAACCAAGCAGGACGAGCCACGUCAGCUUGGGGAGGCGUUUGCUCGAAAGGUUCUUGAUGUAAAGGCGUUUCCCUGAUGACUAACGAACUCGAUAGCAAAAAGGAUUGAAUCGAGACAAGGUAGACGUUCCACAAGGUUAGAGACUCGUAAAUAUGUUUGCUUUUCGCUCCUAGAGGAAGAACGAAGGGCGGUUUCGUCCUCCCAAGGCCGUCUGAUACGUUUGUGUGGAUAUACUAGGAGCCGUAGUCCCGUAGAUAGACGGGGAAUAAGAAGGUAGCUUGAAAGCGAAGGCCCUCAGCCUGUUUGCAGUCGAGACUGGCUCGUAGAUACCUGUAACAUUAUCGAUUGAAGGCGCGAAUUCUUCGACAUGAAGUCACCCUGAGUCAUUCGACGUGAUUAUGUAACUUCAGGUCUUGCGAGCCUGACGGUGCAGUACGUCGGAGUUGCGACUACAGCUAGUGGAACGUCAUAAACAGAACGCUGGGUCAUGUUCAUAAGCAAUGAUGCCAAGCAAGCGCAC
This is a messenger RNA of Klebsormidium nitens, 3092 nucleotides long. Lineage: Eukaryota; Viridiplantae; Streptophyta; Klebsormidiophyceae; Klebsormidiales; Klebsormidiaceae. The record is from the annotation of a GenBank genome assembly.